Molecule: messenger RNA, 3540 nt
Organism: Anopheles cruzii
Lineage: Eukaryota; Metazoa; Arthropoda; Insecta; Diptera; Culicidae
Gene: IntS3
Product: integrator complex subunit 3 homolog
Exons: 1
Coding region: 1-3540 (1179 amino acids)
Cellular component (GO): cytoplasm
Source: RefSeq, a predicted model, not a curated record
AUGGACCCGGGCGCCAAGCAGUUCGAGGGUAAACUGUUCCUGCAGACGAUCGACAUCCGCGAUGAGAACGAGGAAAAGUAUAUGCGGGCGUACCGCAGCUUCGAGGAGACGACGGCCGGGCUCAGCGAUAAGGACUUCCACGACCUGCUGUCGGCGCUCGUCAGCAAGGAGAAGCAGCACGAAGACAUUUCGCUCGCCCUGGUCUACAUCAUACUGACCGAUCCGCUGGCGGCACCGAAAACGUACCGCGAUCUUACGCUGCUGACGCGCGAUGGGCUCGGGUUCGUCACCAACAGCCUGGCGAUGCUGGUGGCCGAAAAGCAUCACAAGCUCACGGACCUCGGCCGCAAGCAGUUGCUGUGGUUGCUGCGGGAGCUAAUCAAAAACCAGGUCCUGAACGUGGACAACCUGGCGUGGAACAUACUGCGGCAGGCGAGCGGCGGAGACAUUAGUCCGAAAAAUAUCGCCCUCAUCGAGGGCCUGCUGGACAUCUUCACCGACCACCGGGCGUGGCUCGAGAAGGACCCGUUUCUCGUCGGCACGGUCGCUUACACGUACGUGCGGUUGAUCGAGGACCACUCGGGGCCUCAGUUUGGGCAUUUGCGCACCCGCGAGGUGAAGUUUGUGAUCAGUUUGAUACGCGACCGGUUCUCCGACAUCAUCCCGCUCGGGCGCGAGUUCGUGCGGCUGCUGCAGAACGUCAGCCGCAUACCGGAGUUUGAUCAGCUGUGGAAGGACAUGCUGUACAACCCGAAAUCGCUCUGCCCCACGUUCAACGGUGUGUGGCAGCUGCUGCAGACGCGCACCAGCCGCCGGUUCUUGCGCGGCCGCCUGACGCCCGACAUCGAGCGCAAGGUGCACUUCCUCACGAGCAACGUCAAGUUCGGCAAUCACACGCGCUACCAGGAUUGGUUCCAGGAGCGCUACUUUACGACGCCCGAAUCGCAGAGCCUGCGGUCGGACCUGAUACGCUUCAUCAUCAGCGCCAUCCACCCGACGAACGAUAUGCUCUGCUCGGACAUCAUGCCCCGCUGGGCGAUCAUCGGGUGGCUGCUGACGUCGUGUACGAACGCGGUCGCCCUGGCCAACGCCAAGCUGGCCCUGUUCUACGACUGGCUGUUUUUCGAUCCGAUCAAGGACAACAUCAUGAACGUGGAGCCCGGCAUCCUGGUGAUGUUUAACUCGAUCAAGAACCAUCCGCUCGUGAGCUGCACGCUGCUCGACUUUCUGUGCCGCAUCAUGAAGAACUUCUACCCGAAGUGGGAGGAUCGCAUCCGGGCCGGGAUCUACAACUCGUUGCGCAAGAUCCUGGAGAUGAAGGUGAUCCCCAAUCUGGGCCCCCUGUUCGACUCACCGAGGCUCGAUCGCGAGCUGAAGAUGAUGCUGAGAGAAAACUUCCGCGAGUUUUGGACAAACAGCGCACCGCCCAACAGUGGCAAGUACGGGCCGGGCGGCGCAAUGAUGUUCCCGGGUACGCUGGAAGCUCCGGGGCUCCAUCCGGGCGUGCACCCGGGGCAAACAUCGGACAUCACACUCAUGACGGGCGGACGGUUGAUGGAGCAGCAGCGCAAACUGCACGGCGACUCGGGUGGAGGAGGAUUACCACCACCCGGCACAGGGGCUGCGGCGGGCUUUGUGGGACCAAUGGCAGCCCCGGUGGGUACACUGUUGUCCGCUCAGCAGCAGCGGCUAGGCAUGACGCGUGUUGCGGGGCGAGCGGCCACCAACAAGGCCGGAACACCGGAAGACCCAAAGUUCAGCGACGACGAGGCUGACGCUGAUGCCGCAAAGAUGAAGCCACCGGCGGCCGCGUUGACGACGAACGCGAUGCUAAUGACGGGCACUGAUCGGGGGGCCAUCGGUACGAUCCCAGGGACACUGGCGGCACCUACGGUGGUUGCCACGAAAACGGAGGACGUGUCGGACGACGACGAUCUGCCGCUGGCAAAGGUACGGCUGCUGGAGAAACCACCGGCGAUCGCGAAGGUGGCGCUUCCGGACACGCUCAACACACACCUGGAGGAGUUUCUGAAGGAGAAGAGCGCCAAAGCGUUCGAACCGCUGCUGCAGAGUCUCGGCAGCUGCGGGAAGCAAGCGCUUAACCAGGAGCAAGAGAACUACCUCACGGAGAGUGUGCUGUCGGUGAUACGGCAAACGCUGCCCGACAAGAGCUACUUCCCGGAGUCGAAGACGGACGACAAUCUGUCCGAAAGCAUCAACUACCCGCUGUUUGCCGCGUACCGGUUGCUCUAUCAGCAGGAGGAGUCGUGCAAGAAGCGCGUCAUGGCGCUGCUCGUCGCGAUCGUGAGCCGCGUAAACGUGGCCGGCUACAUGUUGCUGUACUUUCUGAAGGUGCACGGCAAACUGCAGUGCCGGCGGAAGGAAAGUGGCAGUGGCAGCACCAACACCGCUUUCAAAGCCUCCGUCUACACGGUGAUGUGUGAGGCGCUCGACGAUCCCGACACGGUCGACGAGUGCAUCGAGAAGGACCUCAAUCUGCUGGAGAAAUACAACACGCAAAUGUUUCUGUGGAUUCUGCCCGACAUGUACCGCGAGUUUAAGCCGACCAUGCUGAACAACUCGACCGUGCUGCAUUUGCUCGUCGGGUGCAUCGACGGGACGAACCUGCGCGACAUCAUCUACAGCAUCACGCAGGGCAAGCUGAUCAUCUUCGACGAGGACGGCAUCGUGGACAUACUGCGCAAGAGUCUCGAGUACGAAACGUUCGAGCAGAUCUGCAUCUGGCAGCUGGUGCAGGCGCACGACAUCCCGCUCGACACGUUUCAGGAGAUCAUCCCCGACCUGGAGGCCAGUUUGCACGCGGAAGCCCUGACCGCGAUCCUGUUGCUGCUGCGCAGCGAAAAGCCGACCACGGAGCUGGUGCGGUUGCUGUUGAGCCGCGGCUCGGAUGCACCCAAGCACCGGGGCGACCCCUUCGUCACGUCCGUGCUGCGCUACUGGUGCCAGGAGUUUGAGGAAAAGCUGUCGGAGCUGAUCGCGGCCCUGCUGACCUCGAAGUAUCCCUCCAAUUCGCCCAACAAACGGAAGCGACCGUCGAAGAGUGCGCAACAAAAUACGGCCCCCAGCUCGGACCAGCUGCUGAACCAUUUGGAACACUUUCGGCGCAGCUGCCGGCACGGGAACGGCACGGGCACUGGGCUGUUCGUACAAAACGAUAUGCAGCGGGCGCUACAGACGGCGUUCGCCCACAGUUCCGAGGCCCAGCGGAAGCAGUUCACCGAUCUGUUCGCGCUGGCCGCCGAGGACGAAACGUCCACCACGGUCGGACGACGGGGCACGAGCAGUCGCGGUCGGAAGGCACCGUCGAGCAAGAAGGAAACGGCCGCGGAAAAGGCGGCCGCUGCCGCGACACACACCAACAACAGCAAAAAGGCUGCCGCGGCCGCAGCGGCGGCGGCUGCCGCAGCGGCAGCCGCGGCCGAAACGACCUCCAACUACUUCAGCGACGAUUCGAGCGACGAAGACUGGUCCAAACAGAAAGCCUCGAAACGACGGAAAACGCUCAGCGAUUCCGAUUGA